GGACCAAGCAGGCCGACCUCGGCCCUCUGCCGGAAGGCUGGGAGCAGGCUACCACGCCCGAGGGCGAGAUCUACUUCAUCAAUCACCAGACCAGGACCACCUCAUGCAAUCCAUCUUCAGAGGUCUCCAGGUAGUAUGCUGCAGCACCAAAAUGCAAGUUGGAUGCAACCUCUCAAUUCACAGGCUGUACAGGCUCAGCAAAAACUCAGGCUCCAAUCCCUGCAGAUGGAGAGAGAGCGGUUAAAACUGCGCCAACAAGAAAUUAUGCGACAGCAGGAAAUGAUGCGUCAAAGUACAAUAGACAUGCCGCCUGGUGCCACGGCAGGCAUGGAUCCCUUCCUCUCAGGCGUGACUGAUCACUCUCGUCAAGAAUCUACUGAUAGUGGCCUGAGUAUGGGAGGAACCAGUUAUUCUCUCUCUCAUACUCCUGAAGAAUUUCUUGCCACAAUGGAUGAUAACAUGGAUGGAGUCAGUGCUUGGUGAUGAUUUCUCAAAUGACAUCCUGGACAACAUGCAGGCCUUGAUAGAUCCUAGCAGCAGCAAAGCUGACAAUGUUCUUACAUGGCUGUAGAUAAGUUCAAUUUGCUGGGGAUACUGUAGAAGUAAUGUACUAGCUACAGUGAACUCCCUCGCAAUGACUGGAAGCUCAUCUAUGCAAGUGAGGUUAACUCAUCGUAAGGAACUAUCAUGUGGCUCAAGCAUAAAUUAUGUUAGGAGUAGCAAUAAGUUAAGAGAACAUUAUGAUCUGCUAGAAAGUAGUUCAGAAGUAAUUUGGUGAGCUUGUGUACAAAAUCAUCCACGGCACUUAAGCUGGUAAGAACAGAAUUUUGAACUCAUAAUGGCCUUAUGAGUCUCAUGGUUUUGACUUUGUAUGAUGAAUCAAUUUGUUAGAUAUUGGAGAAAAUAAACAAAGAUUGUUCUUUAUUAGUGCUGUUAUUUUUAACUUAAUUGUUCUUGCAACUAUUAUGAUAAAUAUAGAUUUAUAAGCAAUAAUUGUACUUUUCUUCAGAAAUAACUGUUUAUAUUGUAGAAAUAUUUUCUAUAAGUUUCUUGCUGGCUUAGUGUGUUUUGUGAUUGGACUGGCUUCACCAUAAGUAAGUUUGCUUCUUAUCUGAGUAACAAAUGACCACAAUGUGAUUUAGAUCAAUUAUGGUGAAAAUUGAAGCCUAGUCUUUUCAGAAUUCACUUUGUCACAUACCACUUACUCUCUCACUUGCUCACCCAUUCACCUACUCACAAUCACUCAUACAUAAAAACAUUACACUUAUAUCCACCAUGUUGUUCUGAAUCAAGACCGUCCACAUUCUUAAGCAAUAUUCUAGUAUGUAAUUAAGCAAUAAUACCAGGUUUGGAGUAUUGAUGUUAAGUGAAGAAGAUUAUAUUGGUGAGAAAUUAUAUUAAGAUUUGGCCAUUCUUGAAAGUACUGGCCUUUUAGUUUUUGAAAGUUAAGUCUACUCAGAGUUUAUAAGAUAAGCAAAAUGUUUUACGUUUUGCAUAUCAUUUUUAGAGCAGCUAAGUUUUUAAAAAAGAACUAUUAUGUACACAAUAUAUACAUUUCAAUACUUUCAAAGAGUAUGUUAAUAUUAUAAAUAUUGAUUAAAUUGUAUGUUAAUAUUAUUCAUAAAUAAUGAACUUAAAAUUUUGUCAUAUUUAGAGAUGUCCCAAUAUUGAGACUGAUUUACAUGGCAAAUUAAUGCUGUAUCAUCCCAUAAUGCAUUUCAAAAUGUAAGUUAUUUUUGUAGAGUAAUUUUAAGCUGUGCGUCUUGUUUGCACCAUUUUGGAAUAUUAUAUUCAAUACGAAUAAUGGCUUAAAUGGAAAAAUAGACAAUUCCAUUUGUGUCUUGGUUGUCGUUACCCACCUUUUUAUAAAAGUGAUAUUAUCUGAAAAGCAGUUCCCGUUGCUAUUUGCAAAAUUUAAUUUGCUGUUUAUGCAAAAUGGUGCAUAUAAAAGGUUUUUCUCAGAUACUGUUAUCACGCAUUUGUGUCCUUGUCUCUGGCAAACACCAUAUCAAGUUUGGGACAUCUAUAGGUUUUGUAGUUAAGUAAUUUUAUAGCAGUGUAUGAAAAGCGUGGAAGUUACGAACAUGAGCAAAUGUUGAUCCUAUAUGUGCUAAAUGUCAUAUCAAUUGAUUUCUUGUUUUGGAGUAUCUAUUAACAUUUGUUGCAUUGGCUUAAAAUAUGAACUUGUAGGCCAAAUAGUACUUGAAGAAAAUUAUGAUAGUGCCUGAAUGUAUUUUACUAUGCAUUUGUGUAUCCAGAUUUACUUGUUAUGAUUUCAUAUUUUUACUUGGUGCUUCAAUGCUACAAGCCAGUUGUGUAGCAUUAUUUUUCUGUUACUGUUGGUGCAUUUUUAAUUCUUGUUAAUGGCUCAAUCUUGUAGUAGUGUGCAGGUUGUAGCAGUUAAAUUAGAUACUGUCGUAAUCUGCAUUACAUCAUUGGAAGAAAUUUCAAUAUUCUCUGGCAUAUUGACUUUUGGCAAGUUGUUUCUUACUUCUCGAUACGGAAAUGCUGUGCCAUGAAAAUGUACGUGUGGUAGGUGGAGAAUGGACAGUUGCUCAUACUAUUUUGAAGCCUACCUUGUUUUGUCCUAAUUGUGUAUGCUGCAGAACUGUAAAAUUGCAGUAAUGUCUGUGUUUCUUAGGCGUUGAAGGGUAUGUUGAAAUAACGACCCAGGAUAUUGUUGGAGACAGUGUAUGUCUGGUAAGGGUGUUAUAAGAGGUGUUGAUAAUUUACAUUGCUACAUACAAUUUUUUUGCUACUCUGUUCUGUAAGUUGGCUUUUAUCAUUCUAAAAUUGUGACCAUUCUCAUGUUCACAAUUAUGCAAUGUUAAUAUGAUCUAUUUUCUGCAAAUAUUGAUGGUGGUUGUUAAGAGCAGGUUUGUGCAGGAAAACUAGUGCAAAGAGCACUCAGUAAAGUAAAUCCUCCUUGAACUAAAUUUGUGUCAGCAGAAAGAUCUGCAUUAUAGACUGGUCAGAAUUUAUAAUACUCCCACAACUGAAGCUCUACGUUAACUAUUUCAUUGUGUUUUAUAGCUUACUAUUUAAUUUUUUGUGAUUGUUUUUGAGUGUUAGCAUGGAUAUUAUUAGUGAUAAUUGGUAUUUAAAUAAUGAGUAGCACUUUAACAUGUAAUUUAGAUUUUUCACUAAAAUUGUUUAACAAGAUGAACUUAACAUUUACUAUAUGACAUAAACAGAUGCAUCACAACUUUUAUGUUAUAAUAGAAUUGGAUUGCAAUAGAACAUGAAAAACAGUAGUACAUUUUUCUGUUCCCCUUACACUCAGCAAACCUGCACUUAGCUGUAAAUACCUAUUGCAAGUAGGUAAGCACAACAAUGUUAAUGCAUGUUCAUAACUUACAUUACAUAAUUGCAUAAAGUACUGUGUUGGAAUGGCAGCAAUUUUAGAGUGAUAGAGUAUAAGUAGAAUACCUUUUGAAAUUUAGUCUUUGUAAUCAAUUUUUGUGUACAGUUUUUAAAAUCCACAUUUGUUGAUUGGAAUGUUAUUUUUAAGAAGUAAGUUUAUUUGAAAUGUAAAUGUGGAGGUGAAUGUCAAAUUUUAUAGUUCUGUUAUAUUCAGUACAGUUUGUGCUUUCUCUGGCUUCCACAAACAUUGUUUGAGUGACAGUACUGGAUACUACAAUGAUGCAAUAUUACACUUGCCAGACCACUUGCUAAUAAUACUUGUAAGGAAAGUACAAAGAUGUGUGCCACCUUAGGAACUGAUAAUGGCUCCCUUUCAUUUGUGAAUGUCUGUGUGAAUUGAUCUAGUGUAUGUGAGAAUUCAGUUGCAAUUCAAUAUAAGUAGUGAUGAUGUGCUGAAAAAAUUACAAUUUAAAAAGAAAAUACCCCCAUUGAAUUUGCAUUCAAUAAAUAAUGUUUGCCGGUUUUUAUUUUUGUACAUCAAAUAAUACUAUUUAUAAUUAAAAUAAGAGGUGGAGAAUAUUAUUUUAUUUUCACUUAGAGCUUCUGUGUAUAGCAUAAUAAUCUAUUAGAUUAUUUUGCUGAAGCAGUAGUACUCUCCUUCAUUUACCUUCUUUUAUCAAAUGAAAGGGUGACAGAGAUAGCUGGAUUUUGUGUGUUUGCAGGAUAUUGAGUCAAGUCUUUAAUGGGAUAAAUAUUUAUAGAAUGCACUCAGUGCUCCUGUGAUAUUGUUUUCUACAAUUUUUUCGAGGAGCAAAUCUGUUGUUAGCAUUCUUUGCCAUGUUUAUUAAGCUAUGUUUUAAUCCGUGCUCUUGCAUGUUCAUGAAUAGAUUAAAUAAAUUUUAAGUACUUUGGUUUGAAAUUCUUGGUCUUUUGGUUCGUAUGUCGCAUAAAAUAGUCAUGUUUUGAAAAAUAUUUUGAAAAUGUGUGCAAAAAAUAUCUGAUUAAAGAAAUAGUGCUAAUAUUGGAUUAUUUAAUAUGAAAUGUUACCAAAAAUAUGGAAUUUGAAUUAUGCAAGAGCAAGUGGAUUCUUGCAGCACAGCAGGUUAUCACAUACUAUCACUAUUUUGUGAUCACAUCUAGAGAUUUGAAGAUUAUAGACACUGCUCAAAUUAAAAGCAAAAAGCUUUUAAAUGUAAAUAAAUCCAUCCAUUAGAAGGUGCCUUUUGUACAAAACUAUUGCAAUUAAUUGUAUUUUUCUCAUCAGAUUAAUAGUUCUCACCUCUUAUUCAAAUAUAAGAGCAGUAUAUUACUACACUAGUUGUAUGUAAUAAUUGUGCCUUCUCACACUGUUCCUAGAAAAAUAUCAGAGGGUAUGAAGCAUAUCAUUGCUGAUGUAUUGGAGAACUUGCUCCUGAAAUUAUGAGUGUGGUUAGAAUAGGUAGCAGUUGAUGCAAAUAUAUGCAAAGGAUCCAUGUUAGGAAUUUUUAUUAUGAAAUUUGGAUUAUGAAAUAUGGUUUGAAAAUAAACAUUUGUCUACCUCCAAUUGACAUUUAGGCCUCUUUUGCAUUAAGAAAUAUUUAAAACAAAUGAACGAGUGCCUUAGACUUGAAGUGGAAGGUGCAAUUGUAACAUGUCUUGAACUUGAAUACCAUGCCCUUGUCCCAAACUUUCUGAUUCUAUGACACUUUGAGAAAUCAACUUUCUAUAUGUGAAGAUGAAGUAUUUUGUUGUUCAUUGUCGCCCGUUCACAAACGGCAGCUAAACUUGUAAUAUAUUGAUUGAAUGUUUUUUAUUUCCUUUUAAUUUUAAAUCUAAGUGCCGUACUAAUGCUGUAUCAAUUAUAUAGAAUAUGAUUAACAUGUUUAAAGUACUUUGUAAUACUUUAGUUUUUUUUAUGAGCAAUCUGAAAUAGAAUUUUAAUUGUUAAGACUAUGUACAUGAUAUAUUUGGGUUUUGGGGUUUCGUUAUCAUCUUCAUAAGAUGUGUAAAGUUCUUCAUUAAUAUUUCUAUCAUACAGAUACAGUUUAACAGUGCAGCUAAUAUUGGGAAUCAAAGUGAACUGCUAAUGGAUUUCGAUUUUGCCAUUGAAGUGAUAGCAAAGAUUGUAUAACUGUGUAUUCAAGUGCAAGUGUAGGAAGGCAUUUUUCAAAUACGAAUAUGUAUAUAUUUCAUUUUUACACUGCAUUGCACUUAUAGUAUGUGUGAUCAUUUCAAGAUUGUUUAAUUGCAGGUCUUUUCAUCUUCGGAAACUUUUAUUAGUGUAAUUCUCACCUGAAGUUCACAAUGGAAGCACAGCACAACAUCUAUUUUAUUCUGUGUGUAAAUAUAAAGAGAUGCAAGAGAGGGAUUAUGAUAUUUUCUACAAUUCUCAAUUCUCCCUUCUUUACCCAUGUUUUAAAUGAAUGGUUGCUGGUGUAGUGAAGAUGCAGCCAGUCUGUCUUUUCUUUAACUUCGAAACAAAAUUGUGUUGUUCUGUGAGCACUUGUUACUUAUGAUUUAAAGUUUAAGUAAGGGUGAAAAUAUAAUUUACUUUAAAAUAUGUCUUUGAAUGGAUAAAGCAAUGCGUUUGUGUUAAGCUGUAUAAGAAUACAAAUAAAAAAUUAAUGAGAAGGUGAGAUAUUUUUUUAUGCACUCUGCAGG
Molecule: messenger RNA, 6003 nt
Organism: Gryllus bimaculatus (two-spotted cricket)
Lineage: Eukaryota; Metazoa; Arthropoda; Insecta; Orthoptera; Gryllidae
Source: the annotation of a GenBank genome assembly